CUCCCCACCCAACUCACCCAAAAGAGAAAGUUUCAAACUUUCUCUUUCCUCUUCCGCCAGUCCACUUUUCUUCUUUUUUUUCUUCCAAACCAAAACCUACAAAAUGGCUAUCAGGAAAUCAAACAAAUUGCCUCAAGCAGCUGUCAUCAAGCAAAUCCUCAAGAGAUGUUCAAGCCUGGGAAGGAAACAAACCUAUGAUGAACAGGGCCUGCCCUUGGAUGUCCCAAAAGGUCAUUUUGUGGUAUAUGUUGGAGAAAAGAGAAGCAGAUACAUCGUCCCUAUAUCCUUCUUGAGUAGGCCUGAGUUUCAGAGCCUUCUUCAUCAGGCAGAAGAAGAAUUUGGAUUCGAUCAUGACAUGGGUCUCACCAUUCCAUGUGAAGAGGUUGUUUUCCAAUCUCUAACAUCCAUGCUCAGAUGAAGAAGUAAUGGUUAUUGUGAGUUUUUUUUUUUUUUUUUUUUUUUUUGAGGGGAGAAAAGGGUCAAGAUGAAGCUGAUUCUCUGCUUCUCUGAUCUGGUUUUCUCUUUUAUUAUUCUUCUUAUGAUUUUAAAUAUUAUCUGACCUUAAAAAACCCAAGAAUAUUUAUAUGGGUUUUGAUUUUUAAAUCAGUCGGAAAAUUUUAUAGUAGUACUAGAAAUAUUAUUUGAGGAAAUUUUCGUCACUAUGAUCAAUGUGACGUGGGUUAUGUAAAAUGUCUUCUCUGUGAGGAGAACUAAUAUUAGUAGUAGAACUAUUAUUUGAGGAUUUCUCUAUUUUUCUGUUGCUUUCCCUUUUAUUCCCAGACAGAAAGAGUCCAUCUGUUGCAAGCAUGCAGGAGAACAGGCACAUAUGCUCAGCAUGUUUUCCCGGGUUUUUGUCUCUUUGUAGUUUGCAUUUCAAAAUUGAACUCUACUAUUUCUGGUUAAUCAAACAGUUUAAGGCUA
Molecule: messenger RNA, 921 nt
Organism: Rubroshorea leprosula
Lineage: Eukaryota; Viridiplantae; Streptophyta; Magnoliopsida; Malvales; Dipterocarpaceae
Source: the annotation of a GenBank genome assembly